Tinamus guttatus (white-throated tinamou) is the source of this 1608-nucleotide messenger RNA. The record is from RefSeq and is a predicted model, not a curated record. NCBI's taxonomy places the organism in Eukaryota, Metazoa, Chordata, Aves, Tinamiformes, Tinamidae.
CAGGGGAAGUUUGGCUUGAGGCUCCCAGAAGAAGUAAUAGUUUCAGAACAGCAGAACCAGGGCAUCAGAGGCGCCACGAAAGCCAAAUAAAAAAGAUGCUAAUGUUUGACCCAGUCCCUAUCAAGCAAGAGGCCAUGGAACCUGUUUCAGUGUCAUACCCAUCCAAUUACAUGGACCAAAUAAAGCCAAACAAAUACAGCGUCAUUUAUUCUACACCGGGCAUGUUGCACAGCAAGUUCUACCCCGGCGCUGACGGACUCUCGAACGGGAUCCAGGUGGAGCCGGUGGACCUCACAGUGAACAAGCGGAGCUCGCCGCCCUCCACGGCGAGCUCUCCGUCCCCACUCAAGUUCCCACCUGUGCACAGGAGAGCGUCCCCGGCACUGGCGCUGUCCACCCCCAGCUCCCCCAUCAGCAAAUUCACGCCGUCGCCCCCGGGAGUGCAGCCCAUUUCCAUGCCCAUAACCAUCCCGCCCGUCAUGGCCGCCGCGCUGUCACGCCACGGCCUGCGCAGCCCCGGGCUGCUCCCGGUCAUCCAGCCCGUCGUGGUGCAGCCCGUGCCCUUCAUGUACGCGCCCCACCUCCAGCAGCCCAUCAUGGUGUCCACAGUGCUGCCAGAGGAGAUGGAGAGCCCCACCAGCGUGCCAGUGCCUGUCAUUGAGUCAUUUGAAAAACCUGCACUGAAGAAAGCAAUUAAAGUAGAACCAGGAAGUGAACCAUCCAAGACUGACUUCUAUCCUGAACAAAUAUCACCUCCUGUGAUGACCUCGUUGUCUCCCCAGCAAGUUAUGUUGCAAGAGAAUCACCCUUCAGUUAUUGUGCAGCCGGGAAAGAGACCUUUACCUGUGGAAUCGCCAGACACACAAAGGAAACGCAGGAUACACCGGUGUGACUACGAAGGCUGCAACAAGGUCUACACUAAGAGCUCCCACCUGAAGGCUCACAGAAGAACGCACACAGGUGAAAAACCAUACAAAUGCACUUGGGAGGGAUGCACAUGGAAGUUUGCUCGUUCUGAUGAACUAACACGGCAUUUCCGCAAGCAUACCGGAAUCAAACCUUUUCAAUGCCCAGACUGUGACCGUAGCUUUUCACGUUCGGACCAUCUUGCUCUUCACAGAAAACGCCACAUGCUUGUCUGACUGUCUUCUGUCCUGCCUCCCAUCACUUUUUUUUUUUUAUAUGUGCAUUUUAAUGUGGAUUCAGCUGGCCUGAAUCUCUGAGUUUAUACCAUUAAAGCUUACAUAUGGUCAGUAAGAGAUUUUAUCUAACCCUUCUAUGUCCUUGCCACGGGUCAGACCUAAAGAAUGUGAACACUUUUUUUUUCUCUCUCUCCUGGGGAUGCUAAGCAAACCCUUUCAGCAGACAGUAUGUUUAAUGUAUUCCUUUGCAAAUAAGGGAAGUUGUGAACUAACAGCUUUUGUUGGUUUCUUCACAUAAUCAACCCAGCAUAUACUGAUAAAGUAGUAAAUAUUAUUGAAUAUCCAGAAUGCUAGACCUUGCCAGAGACUUUAUUUAUGUACCCCGUAGAGGAUGCACUCUCAUUUUAUGCUCAACAAUGCAAUGAAUGGAUGCUCCCAACCUCAUUGGUUUCUGCAGUAUGGUUAA